GAUGGAGUGAUUUGGGUGAGGGAUUUCGUCUACUGGCAGCCUUUGAUGUGCGCUGGCAAUAAUGAGCAGCUCGUCCAUAUGUACCUCAAAAAAAAAAAAACCAAAAAAAACUCCAACAGCUUUCAGUUUUUAAAGUCGGAUUUCAACACGAGCAGCGAAAGUGGGCUGGUGAGAGCGGGUCGCGUUUACAGCAGGAGGAGGAGGAGUGUGACUGUGUAAUUAAACGAAAAAAAAAAAUCUCUUGAACCCGAUUUGUAGUGCCUCGGCAUGCAUGCAACAGAGGGUGUAGCCGCUCGAUUUCAUAUCAACUUUUGAAAAGUAAAUACUGUACUUGGAAACCGACGUCCUCAACGGUUCACCUCGGGCGUUUAGCGCCCAGCCACUCGCGCAUUCGCAGCGAUUCAGGGGGCUUUACACGAAUGUUUUGAAGGAAUGUGCCUGGAGUCGUUGUGGAUUUUUAACCUCACUCCUUCCUUGGAUUCUUUUUUGGAUUAUCCGAACCACAGUCGGUAAAGGAGGUCGAACAAAUCCGCAUAGCAGGAUUUAAACAACACCUCGUUCGUCUGCUUUUGUAAACUUUACUUCUUUGGAAAAUCUGGGAUUAUGUUGCCAGAUUUUAAGAGGCCUUAAUUUCUGUUCACGCCUGCUCAUCUAAGGAACAGGAAGAUGAACCGAUAAAGACAGCAGCACCUGAGUGGGGUCUUUCCUGGCGGUUGAAGUGCUUAAUUUCUCCACCUAAAAAGGACGUUAUGUAUUCUCCUAUUUGUCUGACCCAGGAUGAAUUUCAUCCUUUCAUUGAGGCACUUCUUCCACAUGUCCGUGCAAUUGCCUAUACCUGGUUUAACCUCCAAGCUCGAAAGCGCAAGUACUUUAAGAAGCAUGAAAAGCGGAUGUCAAAGGAUGAGGAGAGAGCGGUAAAGGACGAGCUGCUUAGCGAAAAGCCAGAGAUCAAGCAGAAGUGGGCAUCCAGGCUACUUGCCAAGCUCCGAAAAGACAUCCGCCAAGAGUACCGGGAGGAUUUUGUGCUUAGUGUUACCGGGAAGAAACAUCCUUGCUGUGUGCUCUCCAACCCUGACCAGAAAGGAAAGAUCCGGAGGAUCGACUGUCUCAGACAGGCAGACAAAGUCUGGCGCCUUGAUCUGGUCAUGGUGAUCCUCUUCAAGGGCAUUCCUUUGGAAAGUACAGAUGGAGAGAGGCUGGUGAAAUCCCCACAUUGCACAAACCCAGCACUUUGUGUCCAGCCUCAUCAUAUCACAGUAUCGGUGAAGGAGCUGGACUUGUUUCUGGCCUACUAUGUCCAGGACCCAGAUUCCCAGCAAUCUGAAAGCCCGAGUAACAACGAGCCUGGCAAGAGUCCUCCAGGUUACUUGGAGGACAGUUUUAUAAAAUCGGGAGUCUUCAGUGUUUCGGAGCUGGUGAGAGUGUCCAGAACGCCCAUAACCCAAGGAAGUGGGGUGAACUUCCCCAUCAGUGAGCUGCAGGCCCAGCCGUACUACCACGACUUGAACCCUAGUGUUGGCCUCCACAGAUCCUUGUCGUCUCCUCCUGGCAACAAACGGCCCAAGACCAUCUCGUUAGAGGACAGCAUGGAGACCAGCCCAUCGGGAGACUUCUACUCCUCUCCCAGCUCCCCAGCAAGCGGAAGCAGGACAUGGCAUGAAAGAGAUCAAGGGGACAUGUCCUCUCCUACGAUGAAGAAACCUGAGAAGCCAUUAUUCAGCCCCACGUCACCACAGGAGAAUUCCCCAGGACCGACCUUCUCUCAGCAUCAUCACCUGGGAAUCCGAGUCGGCCAUAGUGUUAUUUCUACCAGAAGCCCAUCACCGCUGCAGUUUCCAGCACAGGCAAUCCUGCCACCGCCUGCCUCACCAUACUUUUCUCAUCCCACCAUACGAUACCCGCCGCACCUAAACCCUCAGGACGCCCUGAAGAAUUACGUACCAUCGUAUGACCCGUCCAGCCCACAGACCAGUCAGCCUAACAACAGUGGGCAGGUGGUGGGGAAAGUGCCCAGUCACUUCACCCCGGUGUUAGCGCCAUCCCCUCACCAUGGCACAGUACGGCCGGUCACCUUGACCAUGCCAGACACAAAGCCCAUAACAACUUCAGCAGAAGGCGAAGCGGCCUCGCCCACCACAGCCACUUACACAGCCCCGGGCACCCCAACGCCAAACCGCUUUGCAGGACUGGGCACACGAGAGCCAGCAUUUCUACACCAGCAGCAGCUGAGGAUUUGUGACUGGACCAUGAAUCAAAACAGCAGGCAUUUAUACUCCAGUGCCAGUGAGGAUACUUUGGGGAUUACUUGGCAAAGUCCUGGUACCUGGGCGAGCUUAGUUCCAUUCCAAGUGUCGAACGGGACUCCGAUUCUGCCAACAAAUGUCCAGAAUUACAGCAUAAACAUCAUUGGUGAGCCUUUCCUUCAAGCAGAGACGAGUAACUGAUGGCAGCCCAGCAAGAAAGCCGAAGCAGAGGAAAGUUGAACAAUACAAAGCAACUCCUGUCCAUUGUCUUCAUGGGAGGACCCCUGUCAGAGCCCUGGGGGGGUUUGCAAAAACAA
Polypterus senegalus (gray bichir) is the source of this 2560-nucleotide messenger RNA. Its product is annotated as nuclear factor 1 B-type-like. The record is from RefSeq and is a predicted model, not a curated record. The transcript is spliced from 12 exons. Lineage: Eukaryota; Metazoa; Chordata; Cladistia; Polypteriformes; Polypteridae. Bases 750 to 2444 code for a protein of 564 amino acids. Gene Ontology annotation, cellular component: nucleus. Gene Ontology annotation, biological process: regulation of transcription by RNA polymerase II. Gene Ontology annotation, molecular function: RNA polymerase II cis-regulatory region sequence-specific DNA binding; DNA-binding transcription factor activity, RNA polymerase II-specific.